GGCGGCGGAGGAGCUCGCACCCCGACCCCGGCGGGCCCCGUCAGAGAAGCCCGCACAGGUCCCAGGAAGGUGGCGUCAGCAUCUGCAGCCGCGUCGACGUUGUCGGAGCCUCCGCGGAGGACCCAGGAGAGUCAGACUAGGACCAGGGCCCCGGGCCUUCCCACCCUCCCUAUGGAGAAGCCAACUGCCUCAACGGAACCCCAAGGGCCUCGGCCCGCCUUGGGCCGCGAAAGUGUCCAGGUGCCCGAUGACCAGGACUUCCGCAGCUUCCGGUCAGAGUGUGAGGCCGAAGUGGGCUGGAACCUGACCUACAGCAAGGCCGGCGUGUCUGUGUGGGUGCAGGCUGUGGAGAUGGAUCGGACUCUGCACAAGAUCAAGGCAGGAGAAUGCCCCCUUUGCUCCUUCACUCCUGGCUCUCUAGUCUGCGAUGGGUCUUCUCUACUUUCUGCACUCUUGGGUGCCAAGGAUAAGAUUCCUUCCUGCUUGGUCCCUGGAGUCCUCCCUGUCGUCUCUGAGUCUCCAGCGGCUGAGACGCUUUACGACGUCCUGCACGACAUAGAAUACCGGAAGAAGUGGGACAGCAAUGUCAUUGAGACUUUCGACAUCGCCCGCCUGACUGUCAACGCCGACGUCGGAUAUUACUCUUGGAGGUGUCCCAAGCCUCUGAAGAACCGUGAUGUCAUCACCCUCCGUUCCUGGCUCCCUAUGGGCACUGAUUACAUCAUUAUGAACUACUCAGUGAAGCAUCCUAAAUACCCACCUAGGAAAGACUUGGUCCGAGCCGUUUCCAUCCAGACGGGCUACCUCAUCCAGAGCACAGGGCCCAAGAGCUGUGUUAUUACCUAUCUGGCCCAAGUGGAUCCCAAAGGCUCCUUACCCAAGUGGGUGGUGAAUAAAUCAUCUCAGUUCCUGGCUCCCAAGGCCAUGAAGAGGAUGUACAAGGCCUGUAUCAAGUAUCCCGAGUGGAAGCAGAAACACCAGCCACACUUCAAGCCGUGGCUGCACCCAGAGCAGAGCCCGCUGCCCAGCCUGGCGCUGUCAGAGCUGUCCGUGCAGCAUGCAGACUCCCUGGAGAACAUCGACGAGAGUGCUGUGGCAGAGAGCCGCGAGGAGCAGCGAGCAGGCGGUGCAGGUGGAGAAGGCAGCGAUGACGACACCUCACUCACCUGAGUACAGCCCCUCUGCAACAGACCGAGACAGGAAGCCCUGGGGCACUGGGCCUUCUGCACUUCCUCCCUCCCCCACCUGCCUUCUGGGGGCA
Molecule: messenger RNA, 1261 nt
Organism: Microtus ochrogaster (prairie vole)
Lineage: Eukaryota; Metazoa; Chordata; Mammalia; Rodentia; Cricetidae
Gene: Stard10
Product: StAR related lipid transfer domain containing 10
Exons: 8
Coding region: 172-1170 (332 amino acids)
Cellular component (GO): microvillus; intercellular canaliculus; cytosol
Molecular function (GO): lipid binding
Source: RefSeq, a predicted model, not a curated record